Messenger RNA from Electrophorus electricus (electric eel), 1019 nucleotides. RefSeq names its product interferon induced transmembrane protein 5 (gene ifitm5). NCBI's taxonomy places the organism in Eukaryota, Metazoa, Chordata, Actinopteri, Gymnotiformes, Gymnotidae. The record is from RefSeq and is a predicted model, not a curated record. Gene Ontology annotation, cellular component: plasma membrane.
UAUGGAACAGAACAAAACACAAGACAUAGAAAACACGGAACAUGGAAGGGACUGAUCGUGACAAAAACGAGGACUUUUACAGUGGUUAGUAGGAAAAAUUAGAAUGUGAGGUAAGGCCACUGAGCUGGGAUGGAAGUACUUCAGUUCCAGUCUUCACUACAUCUCUACAGAGAGAGAGGAGCAGACCUGGUAACCAUAAACAGUAGAGAGGAAAAGAUGAAGUUUGAACUGGAAGGUGAUUGGACUGUAUCUUUUUUUUUAAACAUCUUCAUUUGAACAGCUGGAGACCAGUCAAUUUGUAGCAUUAGAGAUAAAAGUUGGAACCAGGGUGACCAGUGCAGACACUGUGAGUGCUCUCAGACCAGCAUCAGAAUGGACAACGCCACAUACGGCUACUCGUCUGACUGCACCCCCCUCACCAGCUGUAAGUCGGCUCGCAAGCCGGCAGGCUCCACCGUGGUCAACAUGGGCCCAGCAGGGAAAAAGCCUCCCAGCGACUACCUGGUUUGGUCCCUCUGCAACACCCUCUAUGUCAACUUCUGCUGCCUUGGAUUUAUGGCUCUGAUCUAUUCCAUCAAGGCGCGAGACCAGAAGACACUGGGAGACAUGCGUGCUGCUCAGGAGUGCUCAGACAAGGCCAAGUGGUACAACAUUCUGGCGUCGGGCUGGAACCUUCUGGUGCCCCUGCUUCUGCUUGGUCUGCUGGUGCUGCUGCUCGUGCACCUGGGUAGCUCCCAGGGGACCUUCGACUUCUUUGGGGAAGACGGCUUCCAGAGCUUCAUGAAGCUGUUCAGCAGGUAGACGGACAAGACAGCAAACGAAUCGACCAACAGCAAGCCACCAGCCUCCGGCCAUGGACUUAUCUCCCUCUGUGCCUCACAAACAUGUCUCGCUACACUUUUUUAUCUUAUGAAUAAUGUGUUAUUAUAUUAUUGUUGUUCUUUUUAUUUUCAGAGUCUUGUCUGCUAUAUAAGAACUAUUCAGUAGAGUUUUGUCUCUUUCACGCUUUACUUGAAGUA